AUGUCCCGCCCAUUUGCCCGCCUCUUCUCGAGUUCAACGCGCUCCUCCGCUCUCCUGAGCACCACCACCUGCUCCACCUCCUCAGCCAAACCGGCACCUUCAUUGCCGGCGAUCCGAUACCACAUCUUCAAGGAGCCCCUGCCGUACCCGGUCGGCCUCAAGCUUCAGAAUGAUAUCAUUGACGUGCGGUUAGAGGCGAAGAAGAAGGAUCCGGUGGGUAGUAAAGGUCUGGGAGAUGUCUUGCUGUUGUUGGAACAUACCCCUACGUACACCACUGGAAGACGUGACAAUUCCCCGAACCCUAACGAACUACACCCGGAGGAAAAGAAGGUGCAGAAUGUUGGAGCAAGCUUCUUCAUCACAAAGAGAGGUGGCCAAGUGACUUAUCAUGGUCCGGGUCAACUGGUUGGGUAUUCGAUUAUGGAUUUGAACGUCAUGGAAACUCCCACACGGUGUUACGUGGAAUAUCUGCAAGCAAUGCUCGGCGAUUACGUCCGUGAUGCUUCUCGUCUGGACGACAUCUAUGCUCCUCAUCCUGAUGGACACGUCGGCGUGUUUUCUUCGCCCACAGAAAAGAUUGCAUCUAUAGGCAUCCACCUCCGCCAUCGCAUAACUUCCCAUGGCUUCUCCCUCAAUGUCACCCCAGAGCCCAUCACUUGGUUCGACCUCGUUGUCGCUUGUGGCCUCGAUGACGUCCGCGCAACAUCUUUACACGAACUCAUCAAACGCGCUCCGCUAUCCGAGGGAAACAUCCCGGCAUGUCUGCCUAGUGUGCAAGGAGCGGCGAAGAAGAUCGUGCCCAGGUUUGCAGAGAUGUUUGGGAGGGAUGUGGAAGUGCUCGGUAGGGAAGGAGAAGAAGGAGAGGCGGGGAAGAUUUGGGAGCUCGUCAAAGAGGCGGAGCAGCAGGCGAGGGAAGAGAAUGCCAAGAAUGGCGGGUGGGCUUCGGAGCCUGACUUGAAUAAAAGAUGA
Molecule: messenger RNA, 969 nt
Organism: Cryptococcus wingfieldii CBS 7118
Lineage: Eukaryota; Fungi; Basidiomycota; Tremellomycetes; Tremellales; Cryptococcaceae
Product: lipoyl(octanoyl) transferase
Exons: 4
Coding region: 1-969 (322 amino acids)
Biological process (GO): protein lipoylation
Cellular component (GO): mitochondrion
Molecular function (GO): lipoyl(octanoyl) transferase activity
Source: RefSeq, a predicted model, not a curated record